CUAAUCAUGCAUUUUUUGUGAACUGAGCGGCAGAACUGUGAAAACUCAGACAAAAGGAGAGGUCUAACGAUUAACGAAUUGCUUUCGUAGAGAGAUGGCAGAAGUUCAUGUUAUAGGGCAGAUCCUUGGAGCAAGUGGGUUCUCAAAUCAAAAUCUUUACUGCAAAUGGAAAAUACACACUGGUGGAGCAUGGAAGGUAAUAGCUGGAAUAAGAGAAGGGCAAACACAGGUGGAUCUCCCACAGAAUGAAAACUUUGCAGUCUGGAGUCACCCUAUUGAUAUUCACUUUGCUACCAAAGGAUUACAAGGAUGGCCUAAAUUAAAAUUUGAGGUCUACCACCAAGAUGACUUUGGACGCAACGAGCUCUACGGUUAUGGAUUCUGUCACUUGCCGACCUCUCCUGGUACACACGACAUCCAAUGCCCUACAUGGCGGCCAUCAGGAACAUUUCGUGAACAGGUUUCGCAGUACUUCAUAGGGGGCGCCCCACAACUUCGGAAUGCCGAUAUGGUGCAGAGUGCUGAACGCUAUACCCUUCAGACUGUUGCUAUGGGUAAAGUUCACUGUCAGCUCGGGAUCAUUCUCAAGAAUUUUGAUAAAUAUGGCGUGGAAUGCUGAUGAAGGUGUAGAAACCAAUAAGCUUGUGUACAAGGAGGCAUACUGGUGUAGUGGUUAUGGGCCAUGUCUCUUUUAGAGAGUCAUGGGUUUAAAUCCUUCUCCAGGCGUUAAUUUCCUUCAGAAAGAACUUUAUUAUGACUCCAGACAAGUGAGGUCAAUGCUAACCUGGCUGGAAUUUACAUUUAUACCUUGAAAUGCAGAACUGCUUAGAUAAAGCCCAGGUAAUUUGGCUGCAUUGCUGUCCAGUACUUUUUUGGUGCUUCUGAUAUGAGUGACAAGUGAUGAAUUUAAGGUUGUGAAGUUAGCCACUGUCAUAUUGUGGGCUAUUUUUGAGGGCAAGAAGGAAUGUCUUUGGUAAAAAAGAUGGUUUGGCAAGGAUACAACCAAGUGUAAUUAUUUUUUAAUUGUAAGAUUGAUUAUUACUAAGAAUCGCAACUCAUUGUAUCACAAAUGAACCACAAAGAAAUAGGUUUAUUAUAUCAAGAUGAGGCAGAAUUUAAAUCAGAAUUUACCUGACUUUGAAUACUGCACUUGAGAUGUGAAGGAGUAAGCAGGUUCAAAAGUCAAAUGAAUUAAACUUCAUACAUGUAGGAAGCCACUCAACUUGCAGCAUGGAGUACUUCUUCGUAAAUCAAAUUGUAUAGAGACAUAAAGAAAGGGGUGGGAGACUACAUGCUCAAAACAAUCCUCCAUUGUCAAAGUAUCAUGACUCACCUGAUGUUUUCCAAGAGUUGUGCA
This is a messenger RNA of Lytechinus variegatus (green sea urchin), 1357 nucleotides long. RefSeq names its product B9 domain-containing protein 2-like (gene b9d2). Gene Ontology annotation, biological process: cilium assembly. Gene Ontology annotation, cellular component: MKS complex. The transcript has 4 exons. The record is from RefSeq and is a predicted model, not a curated record. The coding region runs from base 95 to 619 and encodes 174 amino acids. NCBI's taxonomy places the organism in Eukaryota, Metazoa, Echinodermata, Echinoidea, Temnopleuroida, Toxopneustidae.